Messenger RNA from Tupaia belangeri chinensis (Chinese tree shrew), 1032 nucleotides. It is a transcript of the gene ISX, whose product is annotated as intestine specific homeobox. Gene Ontology annotation, biological process: regulation of transcription by RNA polymerase II. Bases 1 to 1032 code for a protein of 343 amino acids. The record is from RefSeq and is a predicted model, not a curated record. Lineage: Eukaryota; Metazoa; Chordata; Mammalia; Scandentia; Tupaiidae. Gene Ontology annotation, molecular function: RNA polymerase II transcription regulatory region sequence-specific DNA binding; DNA-binding transcription factor activity, RNA polymerase II-specific. The transcript is spliced from 6 exons.
AUGUCCUGGGAACAAAAAGAAACAAAAGCCUGGGUGCCAAGAGGAGAUGCCUCUUCCUCCAGCUCCCUGUGGACGGGGCCUACCAUCGUGCCCACUGCUAAAAGAGUAGAAGAGAAGAUGGAUUUGGAGCUGAAGGCCAGAAAUCCAGCUAACACUGUGCUUGCCGAGCUCCGCAUCCUCUGGGCUGUAUCUGCCGAGGAGAGCCUUUUCCUGACUGGGCAGCAGCAUUUUGGGAAGCACCAGAGGAGAAAAUCCAGAUCCCUGCACCACGGAUCUGGACUGAAGGAUGACGAGGGUGCCAAGGCAGGUCCUGCUCUCUGCAGGGCUAUGGAGAGGAAGACCCCAGGGUGCUCUGAGGCCCCAGAGAAGCUGACCCUGUCCUUCUCCAUCGAAGCAAUCCUAAGGAGGCCCACUGAGAGGAGUGAUAGAGUCAGGCUGCAGGGAGCCGAUGGAGAGGGCACUGUUCAAGCAACAGCGAUCAGCUCCAGGCUGGAGAGGCCCUCACAGGACCAGCCCCAGGAAGAGAGGAAGAGCAGGCGGAGGGUCCGGACCACCUUCACCACAGAACAGCUGCAUGAGCUGGAAAAGAUCUUCCACUUCACCCACUACCCGGACAUCCACACCCGCAACCAGCUGGCAGCCAGGAUCAACCUCCCAGAAGCUCGGGUACAGAUCUGGUUCCAGAACCAGCGAGCGAAGUGGCGGAAGCAAGAGAAGAUUGGCAGCCUUGGUAGUGCCCCACAGCGGCUGAGUGAGGCCACCUUGGCACUGCCCACAAGAUUAGACAUGGCUGGCCCAGCACCAAUGCCCACCACUCUGCAUAGGCUGCCUCCUUCCACAGGGUUGUAUCCAUCCUUGCAAGGUCAGCUGGCACCUUCCUGGUUCCCUGCCUGGCUCUCCCUGCUCCACCAGCACCCCUUGGAGAUGCAGCCACCCCCAGGCCCUCUCAUCCAGCAGACCUGUGUGCCUGGCCUCUGCUUCGUUUCUCCUCCACACCCCAAAUGGAGCAGCAUCUGUGCCACUUCAACAUAG